Messenger RNA from Grosmannia clavigera kw1407, 4557 nucleotides. RefSeq names its product dead deah box DNA helicase. Gene Ontology annotation, biological process: intracellular transport. The transcript has 4 exons. Bases 1 to 4557 code for a protein of 1518 amino acids. Gene Ontology annotation, molecular function: nucleic acid binding; ATP binding. The record is from RefSeq and is a predicted model, not a curated record. Lineage: Eukaryota; Fungi; Ascomycota; Sordariomycetes; Ophiostomatales; Ophiostomataceae.
AUGGCGGGCUCCGAUUCGGAUGUGCGCCCGGGCAGCGAGAGCCCCAAGGAGGACGACGCCACCAAGGCGACACGGGAAGAGCUGAAGCACACGGCAAUCUCGGAGAAGAAGCAAGACGGAGGAGACCAGUGGCGGGCGCUCACGCCACCCGAUGUCCUCAAAGAGCAGGUUGGGUCGCCCAAGAAGAAGCGAGCCCACGACGAGGUUGAUGAUGACGACGACGACAACAGCGACGGACACCCGCUACGGUCCCGGAGCAAGAUGGGCGAGCGGUCGGACGAUGAGGACGGGGCGGCGGCUGCGGAUGCUGCGUCUGCCAGCGGUGCGUCCAAUGGCGGCAGCGGCGGCGAAGGCGGGCGAUCAGACUGCGCCGAGCCCGACAAGAAACGGCUGCGCGACCAAGAUGCAGUGACGACUACUUCUGCCGACGGGAAAGGCAGCCCGAAGAAAGACGACAAGCCAGUGGCAGUGCCAUCUCCUGCAGCCUUUGCAACCUCGGGCUUUGCCAAGCUGACCAGCACGACAUCGCCCUUUGGCUCGCUCGCCGGUGCAGGAGCGGCCACCAAGCUGUCUCUCUUCGGCUCCGCUUCGGCCUCGGCGAUGGCAUCGCCGUUCGGCGCCCUCGGUGGCGGUAGCAACACAGCGAAGCCCGUAUUGGCGCCCACGGUACCGAAGCUCAGCUUUGGUGGUGCUAGUGCGUCGGCGUCGCCCUUCGCCAGCGUGACGGCUGCGCCACCAGGCAAGCUGUUCGGAAGCCCCUUUGGCACGACCACGGGCAGUGGAUUUGGCAGCGGCGGCAACAGCUUUGGCGGCAGUGCCACGGGCAGCAGUGUGUUCGGGGGCGGACUCUCGAAUGCACGACUGACGAGCUUUGCCAAGCCGGGCGCGGCGUUUAAGAGCGACAAGCCGGCCAGGCCGUUUGGGGCACCGGAAAGCGAGGCAGAAGAGAGUGAGGGCUCGGAGAACGGAUCUGGCGCGGACGAGGAUGACAAGGCCGACUCGGCCGAAGGCAACGAAGAGGGCGGCGAAGCAAAGGAGGCGGAUGAGCGGAGUAAGAUGGGCGGCGAGGAGAAGAAGAGGCCGAAGCUGCAGAGAGUUGUGGUCAACGACGGCGAGAUGGGUGAGGCAACGGUGAUACAGGUGCGAGCACGGAUGUACUAUCUCGACAAGGACCUAGGCGGCUGGAAGGAGCGCGGUGCUGGGAUGCUCAAGCUCAACGUGCCGGAAGGCUGUGUGGAGUACGACCGGGACGGCAACGUGAUCCCGGCGUCGUUUGACGCGUCGAUGCUAGGCGGCGACAAGGACGACGACGGCGACGACGACGCCAAGAGCGACGUCGAGUCGGCAGCAGCCGGACACGGCUCGACUCGGGCGGCGGCCGUGCCAACGCGAACGGUUGUGCGGCUGAUCAUGCGGCAGGACUCAACGCACCGGGUGAUUCUCAACACGGUGGUGCUGGCGGCGACCCAGUUCCAGGACCACCAGAUGCUCAAGGCAACGACGGUGCUGUUUACGGCGUUUGAGGGCGAGGAUGCCAAGCCGGUCAGCGUGCAGAUGAAGGAUCUCAAGCGGCAAGUGGCUGACGCCAAGACGGGCGAGCCACGACGGCCAACGCAGCGACUGCGGAACGAGCGACUGCGGCUGCCGGUGUACGGACAGAAGCAGAUGGCCGGACUGAUCGAGAAGCGGCGACGACGGUUUGCAGCGGCGGUGGAGGCCUUUCUGGGAGGAGAGGCGGGGGACGGUGGAGGGGAGGAGGCUGAAGCAGCUCUACGACAGGCAGCAGAGGCGUUUAUGCCUCGAGAGGGUGUGAAGAGUGGAAGCAAUCAAGACAGGAACGAGGACAACCAGGAGGAGGACAAGGUUGACGACAACGACGACGACGACGACGACGACGACGACGACGGAAUACCGAGGUCGAUCCCAGAGCAGCGCAAGAGCAUUGCGGAAAUCGUGUCAGAAUUGCAGCGGCAGCGAUGGUACAGCGGACAGAUCGUGGCAGACGGUCACCGGGUGCAGGAGGCACGAGAGGCAGAGUACGGGACAUUAAAAUAUCUGUUGAGCCAGGACGUGGUGAACGCAUUGUACAAUGCCAAGGGCAUCACGCAGUUCUACCGGCACCAGGCAGAGGCACUCAACGGGCUGCAGGCAGGCAGCCACGUGGUGGUGGCGACGGCAACGAGCUCUGGAAAAUCACUGAUCUACCAGCUGCCGGUAGUGCAGGCGCUGGAGGAGACCAGCGGACAGGCACGGGCGCUGUACGUGUUUCCGACCAAGGCGCUGGCGCAGGACCAGCUGCGAAGCCUGCAGGAGCUGCUAGGAUGGAUGCCGGGGUGGAGCUCGAGCCAGGAGAGGCUGGACGAGGCGGUAGCGACGUUUGACGGCGACACGCCAUGGCGAGAGCGAGAGGCGAUCCGGGAGCGAGCACGGGUGGUGUUUACAAACCCAGACACGAUACACGCGGCGAUUCUACCACAGGAGCAGCGUUGGCGAGGGUUCUUUGCCCAGCUGCGGAUCGUGGUGGUGGAUGAGCUGCACUGCUACGACGGGCUGCUGGGGACACACAUGGCGUUUGUGAUGCGACGACUGCGGCGGCUAUGUGCGGCGGUAGGCAACGAGGGAGUGCAGUUUGUGGGAUGCUCGGCGACAGUGGCGAAUCCAGGAGGACAUUUCGGAGCAUUACUGGGGGUAGCAGCCGAGACAGUGACAGUGGUGGAGCGAGACGGAGCGCCAUCAGGUCAACGGGACUUUCUGUGCUGGAACACGCCGUUCCGGGUGGCAGGCGACGCAGCGAGCGGCCGGGGCAGUGGGCUGCACGAGACGGCGCGGCUGUUUUGCGAGCUGCUGCUGCGCGGAGUGCGGACGGUGGCCUUUUGCCGGGUGCGGGAGCAAUGUGAGCAGCUGGUGGCAGCUGUGCGGACAAAUCUGCGACAGCGCGGACGGGCGACCGAGGCGGAGCGCGUGAUGAGCUACCGGGGCGGCUACGGGGCAGCAGAGCGGCGAGGCAUCGAAGCAGACAUGUUUGCCGGACGGCUGCUGGGCGUGGUGGCGACGACGGCGCUGGAGCUGGGCGUCGAUGUCGGCGUGCUCGAUGCCGUGCUCACUUGGGGGUUCCCUUACUCUCUGGCCAGCUUACGUCAGCAGAGUGGAAGAGCCGGACGACGGCGAGGACGGGACGCGCUGGCGGUGUUGGUAGGGGGGCCCUUUGCGACAGACCAGCACUACAUGAGACAACCAGAGCUGCUGUUCUCGCAGGAGCUGCCACCGCUGCGACUAGACCUGAAGAGCCUGCUGGUGCGCGAAGCCCACGUUCAGUGUGCAGCAGCCGAGCUGCCGAUCCGGCCAGACGUCGACGGCGGCUAUUUUGGCGACGACCUGGCAGCGCUCUGUGCAGCGCGUCUGGUGUGCGACGACGCCACGGGCUUCUACCACUGUCACGAGCGGUUCCGGCCACAUCCAUGGCGGCUCGUGGGGCUGCGAGGAGGCGCAAGCGACGAUGAGGAGCCGCCGUUUGCGAUUGUCGACGUGGGCGCACGGUCAGAGCCGAUCGUGCUGGAAGAGCUCGAGGCAGAGCGGGCAACGUUUACGCUCUACGACGGGGCGAUCCACCUGCACCAGGGGGCCAAGUACCUGGUGCGCAACUUUGAUCCAGGGCGCCGAGUGGCCGAAGUGGUGCGGGUUCAGGUCGCGUGGACGACGCGGCAGCGGGACUUUACCGACGUGGACCCGGUCGAGACGGAAGCAGUGCGGGCGGUGAGAGCCAAGGAAGCCGUCUGGAAGGGUGGGCAAGAGCGGACGAUGGCUUCGCUUGGCCGCAUCCGCAUCACGCAGACCGUCUUUGGCUUCUUCAAGGUCGACGGCCGCGAUCGGAUCUUGGAUGCGGUCCAGGUCGACAACCCGCCGGUCGUGCGGGAGAGUCGCGGCACCUGGCUGGACCUGCCGGCCCGUGGUCUUGCCGUGCUGCAGCGCCGUCGUCUGCAUGCGGCCGCGGCCAUCCACGCGGCCGAGCACGCCGUCUUGGGUCUGCUGCCAGCCUUUGUCGUCAGCAGUCCGGGCGACGUGCGGACCGAGUGCAAGAGCCACAUCAAGGAGUUUUCUGCCACUGAGACGCGUCGUCGUCGUCCAGCCCGUCUCGUCUUUUACGACGCCCGCGGCGGUCCGGCUGGUCUCGGCAUCGCUGCCCGCGCCUUUGACUUUGUCGACGUGCUGCUGCCACAGGCUCUGGCCCGCGUCGAGGGGUGUGUGUGUGGGGGCGUGAGCACCUCUGCCGGCUGCUCGGAAUGCGUCGUCUGGCAGCACUGCGGCGAGGCCAAUGCCGUGCUCAGCCGCGCCGGCGCCGUUGUCGUCCUCCGCAGCCUUCUCGGACUGCCCAUCGACGAGGACCGCCUGCCGCUCGGGCCCGAGGCUGGCAUCCCCCCCGGAACAGAGACGGUCGUGCUGGCACAGCCGGUGCCGGGUGCGCGGCAGGAUGGACGGGACAAAAAGCCUACAUUGCCAGCAUCGCCAACAUCAUCAUCGCCAACAUCACCAGAUGCUGUAAAGCUCGAACUAGAAUAG